Polypterus senegalus (gray bichir) is the source of this 2948-nucleotide messenger RNA. Its product is annotated as ADP-ribosylation factor-binding protein GGA1-like. Bases 133 to 1992 code for a protein of 619 amino acids. NCBI's taxonomy places the organism in Eukaryota, Metazoa, Chordata, Cladistia, Polypteriformes, Polypteridae. The record is from RefSeq and is a predicted model, not a curated record. The transcript has 17 exons. Gene Ontology annotation, biological process: vesicle-mediated transport; intracellular protein transport. Gene Ontology annotation, cellular component: trans-Golgi network. Gene Ontology annotation, molecular function: ubiquitin binding; small GTPase binding; phosphatidylinositol binding.
GGUCUGCUGCCUCGGCACUUCCCCAACAUGAAAUCUUGUCACAUGCUCCAUGAAGCGCUCUCGCUGCGGCCUCGGGGAGUAGCCGGCGCGCUGUCCUGAAAGGUGCAAGCAGACGAUUUCUCGGCCCGAGAAAUGGAGCUCCAGGACUUGGCGGCCACCGGCGCCACUGGAAAUGCUUUGGAAUCGUGGCUCAAUAAAGCAACUGACCCAACUAACAAGGAGGAAAACUGGGAAAGCAUCAAAAGCUUUUACGAAGAAAUCAACAAACAACCAGAUGGUCCACAGGUUGCUUUGCGACUUUUGGCACACAAAAUACAGUCUCCUCAAGAAAAGGAAUCGCUUCAAGCAUUGACAGUCCUGGAGGCAUGCAUGAACAACUGUGGCAAGCGAUUUCACAAUGAAGCUACAAAAUUUAGAUUUUUAAAUGAAUUAAUUAAAGUGCUUUCACCAAAGUAUCUUGGCACAUGGAGCACAGAUAAUGUAAAAUCAAAAAUUAUAGAAAUAAUGUACAGUUGGACUGUGUGGCUUCCAGAAGAAGUUAAAUUACAUGAAGCAUAUUCCAUGUUGAAGAAGCAAGGUAUCAUUAAAAAAGAUCCCAAAUUAUCACAGAGUAUAAUUGUUCCUCCUCCUCCUCCAAGGACAACUUGUUCUAUUUUUGAUGAUGAUGAUAAGUCAAAGUUGUUAGCAAGACUUUUAAAAAGUAACCAUCCAGAUGACCUUCAAGCUGCUAACAGGCUGAUUAAGAGUACAAUUAAAGAGGAUCAAGAAAAAACAGAAAAAGUGGCUAAGAGAAUUGCUGUUGUUGAGGAAGUAGAAAACAACUGCAAACUUCUCAAUGAAAUGCUGAUCAGCUACAAAAAGUGCAACAUCUCUGAAAGUGAUAGACAAAUUAUAAAGGGACUUUAUGACAGGUGUGAAAAGCUGAGGCCAACCCUUUUCAGACUAGCAAGUGACACAGUGGAUGAUGACCAAGCCCUAGCUGAGAUUCUUCAAGCAAAUGAUAAAUUAACUUUUGCAAUUAACACAUACCAAGAAGUUGUUGGCAGAGAAAAACUAAAUGGAAACAAUUUAAGUGAUAAUUCCAAAACUAAAGAUCCUCCGAGUCCAUGUGGUAUCAAAAGCUAUCAUCUCAUAGAUUUAUCCAGUGUGGAAUCAACAUUCAGUAACACAAUGGGGCAAACAGUCUCAAAUCCCUACUCCACAACAGAAGAACAUGUGACCUCUGCCUCACUCUUGGAUGAAGAUCUUAUGUCACUUGGAUUGAAUGAUCCUUUGGCACUGCCACCUUUGCAGAGGAUACCUGGAUCAGAGUCAUUUGAUUUAGAUCUGAAUAUAGAGCAGAAGAAACUGACUGCUGGAUCUGGGAGCUGCAUAAGAUUGGAUCCUUUGGAGACAAGCAGAACCUCCUUGUUGCACUGCAGUGAAAUAUCAUUUACCCAACAGAAUAAAAGCCCACUCUUGCAGUCCAGAUCAUGUUACGCCCUGGAUCAUUCUCUUCUGUCCUCAUCAAGUCAGAAACAAGCUGGAAAUUCAUCUUGUGCACUUUCAACUGACAUUUUACUGUCUGAUAUUUUUGUUUCACUGGAUUCAGUAAAACCAAGUAAUAUUCAGCCAAUUACAGCGUAUGAUAAAAAUGGUUUUAGAGUCAUGCUGCACCUUGCUAAAGAUCCCCCACCUGGGAGGCCUGACGUGCUAGUAAUUGUAAUUUCCAUGCUGAGCACUUCUCCUCUUCCAGUGAAGAAUAUUUUAUUUCAGGCAGCUGUGCCAAAGGCCAUGACAAUCAAGCUGCUGCCUGCUAGUGGGUCAGAACUUCCAGGUUUUAACCCUAUACUUCCUCCAUCUGUCAUCUCUCAGAUCAUGCUUCUGGCCAAUCCCAAGAAGGAAAAAAUACGGUUACGAUACAAGCUGAACUUCACACAAGGCAGCACUGUCUUCAGUGAGUUGGGAGAGGUGGACGAGUUCCCAGCGACGAGCUCCCAGGCAAACAUCUGAAGAAAAGAAAGAAAAAAUGUUGAACUCUGUAGUCGGACCCUGACGGAGCUGAUGCAAGGUUACUUUUGUGUGUACAUGCCAAAUAUUAGGUCUACGUAAAAUAUAUUUAUACUGUUAAGUUAUGUAAGAGGUUGAGAAAUGAAAAUUACUGAAAUAUUUAUUUUCUGAAGAACUUUGAAUAUGGAGCAUCUUGUUUUUUUUAUUACAGUGUCCAGUAUCAACAAAAAUGCUAAAGUAAUGAAGGAGUCUGUAAAGUAUCUUGGUAGAAAUGAUUUGUCUCAGAUUAUCGGUGGCAUUCAUUACUGCAAAAAGAAAAGUAUUACAGCAGCCAGACUAAACCCAAGGAAAAAGUUUAGAAAAAUAAAAAGAGGGUUAUAAAAAUGGAACACGGUUUGGGGCAUCUUGGGUAGAUGUGGUCUGGUAGAUCAAGCACCUUAAUCCAGAUAGCAUGCUUAGUGCUUUUACAGUCAGUCUUAAAUUAUUUUUACUGAAUUGCACUUUGCUUUUCAGAGCAUUUAAGAUUAAUAGCUGCUUCUUAAACCAGCAGUAGCCAUUAUGGGCCUCCUUGAAAUUGUGCUGCUCAGAAAUCAGCAGGAUUUCAAAGAAGUGUCUAAGAUGAGAGGAGGUCAUUUCUUAAAUGCAGGGAAUCCCACUCAAAUGACUUCUUUAUGUUUACAAUACCCUACUGCUGUUGUAAAAAGUCUUCAUUGAUUUUAUCCCAAUUGUUAACAUUUUGCCAUUAAGAGUACACACAUAUCUGCAUUGUACUUUGUGCUCUUAGCAUCACGUAAAACUGUUGGCAAGUGGACUGAAGGCUGUCCUUCCCAGCACAGUAUUAUACUUAGCACAAUGGUAGCAUGACAUUGACAUGUUAGGUGCCAUAUGAGUAGCAAGGAACAUGACAUUUCUGUGUGUUGUAGAAGAAAGUGUAAAAUAAAAAUGCUAUUGCAGAUGGA